GGAGACGUGGACCUGAUUUGGAAGAGACGCCGAGCCGGAAGUGGAGCUUCCUCACGGGUUUGCUGCGAGGUUUCCGUCUCGAACGGCGGCACCAUGUCGAAAGUUUCUUUUAAGAUCACACUGACGUCGGACCCGCGGCUGCCAUACAAAGUACUCAGUGUUCCCGAAAGUACACCUUUCACAGCUGUCUUAAAGUUUGCAGCAGAAGAAUUUAAAGUUCCUGCAGCAACAAGUGCAAUUAUUACCAAUGAUGGAAUAGGAAUAAACCCUGCACAGACUGCUGGAAAUGUUUUUCUAAAGCACGGUUCAGAACUGCGAAUAAUUCCUAGAGAUCGUGUUGGACAUUGUUAAUAUCCACUGCUUGGAACAUAAAACCCCCUUCCAGAGUAAAUAUUGGUAAUGUUAUUAUUGUAAAAUUGGAAUCAGGCAUUUGAAAUCCUAUGAAAACACCAGUAAUUGAUGACAUAAUGAAAGGUGACUGUCUGUCCGUGCUUGUUCACACUUCACGUGAGGAGAGCACACAUCCAGGCCUAGGGCACCAUGACCACAGAGGAUCAGUCUUUCAUUGCUGCUUCACUGCACACACAGGUAGUUCAUCAGGGGUGAAUGGAUCAGCCAUCUGUGUCUUAUAACCUGAGGGUGCUUCUGGUCAUUCUUUCUGAGAACAUCUGGAAAAUUAAAAUUUACUGAAGUUUCCUUCUUGUCCCUGAGUUAAAAAUGUAAAAAAGAUUAUGGAUCCACACAUGACGGUUGGCUUGUUAGCAUCUGACUCACAGACACAAACAUAGUUGAUUUCCUCCUUAUAUAUCAUUUAUGAUAAAGGAUCAUAUCAAUGAAUAACUAUCUUAUCAUUUAGCUUGUUUUAAAGUUUUAGACUUCUUGAGUUCUUAUAAAUUUUAAUUUGACAUCAAAGAGCCCAAAAUUGCAUUUUCAGUCUAGCCCUUAUGGGUAAAACUGGUUGGUAUCCCACACCGAAGAGUUUUAGCGAUGAUCUUGCAGACUCCAGUACUUGUAAUGAUGAGAAUUAAGAAUAAGUAGAAGCAUCAGUUGCUGAACUAUGCAUUCCUUUAUUGAUCUCUUUUAAAACAACCUUUAAAAUAGGAAUCCUCAAAAAACCAUCAUCUUCUUGAGGAUAAUUGUAAAUAGCCUUCAGGGAGACAGUGUAAAGAAGAACAUCUGAAAGUUCACAACAGCGCUCAUAGAAAAGCUAAUUUAAAUUCUGGUUGGUUAUACAUAAUGAAGACCCAACAUUUAAGGAAGCAUUAAGAUUAUAGUUGUGGGGUGAAUAAGAAGCUAGGAAAGGAAAAUGGGAAAGCCCAGAUGACCAGGCUUCUAGCAAGAAGGAAAGAAACAAAAGGGAAGGCAAGCAGAAACUUGUAACAGGAGUGUCACAGAAAAAGCCAAAGUGGUUAGACAAACUACAGAGGCUGUGGAGAGAACUGAAGGGAAAACAAAACACUUGACAUUGUUAUAAGGAGCCAAAGAUGAUCAGAGAAAGCACAGCAUAGGCAUUGUCAGCAUGUGGUUUUCAGAAUUCCCCUUAAAGAAAGAUACACAUAGGGAAGAUUAUGUUUGCCCUUAGUGAGGGCAUCAGUAUCUAUGCCUAUCUUGAAAGGAGAACGCUCAUAGUGAUUGAGAACCAGCACUUGACUUGCUGUAUUCUAGAUGCUGCGGUCUCUGGAGGCAGGCCUGGUUGGUUGGUAUCUGUUCUGCACUUUGCAGGCCUGGAAAUGUAAGCUUCAAGAUACAGUUGUUGAAUUAUUCAUGAAUAAAGUGUUUCUAAAACCAGUUUUUAUUGAAAUGUGCAUAGGCCCUAGGUUCAUUGGGGAAAAAAAAUUAUUCAACAGACUCAGUAUCGGAAAGAUGAUAUUGGUUAAGACUAAGACAUGGUUCAGAUAUUUGAUAGUGACUAGAAGUCUUCUGAAUUGUAAAGGGCAAAAAAUUUUGUGCUGAGGUAGAAAAGUAUGUUUCUAAUGUUUGUGGAAUUUUUUAUUUUUAUAAGCAAACUUAUUUUCUGAUGCCUAAAGACUCCUGGUCUUUAACAAAAUUAAACCUCCAUUAAUGAGAAAUUUUCUGACUUUUUGGUCUUAUUUAGAUUUUCCCUCAUUCUGUUUCUAGCACAGAAUUCUGCCUGAUUUGUCACACAGAUAGGUUUUAUGAUGUCUUAUAAAUUAUUUAAUAUUUUUGUUUUGGUUGGAAAAUUUUAUUGCAGUAAGGUCUUAAAAAUAUUUUCUUGUAUAGAACUAGACAUGUUGUUAAAUAUGAUCUGUAACUUCUUUGCACAAAAUGUUUCAAAGUGGUGUAUUUAAAGUGCUUUAUUGGUCCAUGAUUCAUAUCUUGUGAAAAUACAUUUUCUUACACCAUAAA
Messenger RNA from Dama dama (fallow deer), 2367 nucleotides. RefSeq names its product ubiquitin fold modifier 1 (gene UFM1). The transcript is spliced from 6 exons. Gene Ontology annotation, biological process: protein K69-linked ufmylation. Gene Ontology annotation, cellular component: nucleus; cytoplasm. The coding region runs from base 94 to 351 and encodes 85 amino acids. Lineage: Eukaryota; Metazoa; Chordata; Mammalia; Artiodactyla; Cervidae. The record is from RefSeq and is a predicted model, not a curated record.